Molecule: messenger RNA, 1596 nt
Organism: Chenopodium quinoa (quinoa)
Lineage: Eukaryota; Viridiplantae; Streptophyta; Magnoliopsida; Caryophyllales; Amaranthaceae
Product: E3 ubiquitin-protein ligase ATL42-like
Exons: 2
Source: RefSeq, a predicted model, not a curated record
AUUACAACCAUGAUUUUCCCUCUUAUGAUCGCGUUAAUUAGCACGCGAUUAGUUAAUGCUCAAGACAAUGAUCAACACACCUCUACAUCUUCAAAUUUUCAACCAAGCCUAUUUGUAGUAAUCGGAGUACUUUCCUUCAUGUUUUCCUUAACAUUAAUCUUACUAAUUUAUGCGAAAUUCUUCCAUAGUCCACCAUCAGCAAUCCAUAGUAUUAGCCGCAAUGGAAACACCCAACAAGGCGGUAUGUUUGGCACCAAUACAAGGUUCUCAGGGAUUGAUAGAGAAGUGGUGGAUUCCCUUCCUUUCUUUAGGUUCGCGUCUCUUAAAGGAUCGAAACAAGGUCUACAAUGCGCUGUCUGCUUAGCAGAAUUCGAAGACAUUGAAAUCCUGAGACUACUACCUAAAUGUAAACAUGGGUUUCACAUAGAGUGUGUAGACUUAUGGCUUGAGCAUCACUCAACAUGCCCUUUAUGUAGGCAAAGAGUAACAGUUGAUGAUCUUACGACUAUUACAAACUCGUCGAGGAUGAUGAGCAUGAGGUUCAUUAUUGCAGGGCAGAAUAAACCUGCAGAUGAUACAGGGGAGGCAGGGGCAUCAUCAAGUUUCGAGCUUUUCUUAGAGCGCGAAACUGAUGGUCAAAGCUCAGCUUCAAUGUUUAGUAUAGGAGGAAGUUUUAGGAGAAUUCAUAGUGCAAGAAAAGAAGAAGAAGAAGAAGAAGAAGAAAUGCAUUUGAAAUUAGUACAAGAAAGUAAUAAAGAAAAUAUUGGUCUAGGAAAAGUUUUGCAUAGGCUAAAUCAUCAGAUUGUUGUAUCAGAUAUCGUGUUCAAGAAUCGUUGGAGUGAUGUUAGCUCUUCAGAUUUGAUGUUGUUAAACUCAGAAAUGCUCGGCGUAAUGUCAAGCAAUAGAUUUCCUUCCUCCAACUUGUUGAGCUACCAAAGUGGCGAACAUGAUCAGUGUAAGAUCAUCAACUUAAGGGAAGAAAUGGACAAGAAAUGUAAAUUUGAUCAUAAACUUGGUCAACUUCAGAGGUCUAAUUCAAAUCCUAGAUCGAAAAACGACAUGGGUUUCGAACAUUCAAGUGACACGAACACGAACACGAAUUUGAAUCCUCCACGACGAAGUAGUUUGAUCCCAGCUGAUAAGAGGGCAAUGUCAGAGAUCACUGCAUUUUCGAGGUUUAAGGAUUUGAUGAGCAUGAAGAAUAAGCUAAGACAAUGCUUAGCAAAUUCAGAGAUUAAUAAUAAUGAUGAUGAUGAUGAUUAUGUUAGGGAAGACAUAAUUAAUAGAAGAAAAAAAUGGUUUCCCAUUGCUAAAAAAACAGUUCAAUGGUUUGCUAAUAGAGAAAAAAACAGGUCUCAGCAACAGCACUUUCAGGAUAGUCAGACAUUGGAUGUAUAGUUUUUUUUUUUUUUUUAUCCAAAUUAUUAAAUAUAGAUAUCUUCAAAGAAAUACAAACUUUUUGUCAUAUCAAAAUACUCUUCUCUUUACACUAUGUUUUCCUCUUUUUAGUUUUUCUUUUUGGAAUGUGUACAUAUUACAGGAAAUUCUAGUGAUAUUUUUGUACAAAUAAUAUGUCCCUUUAUUUAUAAUUAUAAC